AUGGCUACAAGUCGGGGUGCCUUUAUCUCGAGGGCAUUAGCAUCCUUCAUCCAAUAUGUUGGCCUGAUAAAAGCAGACUCGGAGUUUAUGGAUAAGGAUGAGAACAACGAUACUGUCUUCCAGGCCAAGUUCAAGGCACUCCUCCCAUUCUGCGUUGAACCACCCCGCGUUCGACUGCUGGGCGCUUUUGACACUGUCAAGACUGUGAUACCUCUCCCUGUCACCAACUAUCUAAGCCAUGGUGCAUCAAACAUUGAUUUUGAAAUGGACGCCCCUGGCAUCGUGGACCACUUCCGGCACGCCCUUGCACUCAACGAAGCGCGUCCGUUGUUUAACCCCGACCUUUGGAAAUCUGACGCCGAUUCAGCAGAUAGUAGCUAUCUGGAAGCGUGGUUCUUUGGUUACCAUCAUGACAUUGGUGGUGGUCGCAAAGUGCAGGGUCUAGCAUUGUGGCCUCUGCAAUGGAUUCUUCAAGCCGCCAAAGACUACGGACUCGUCCUCGAUCCCAAGAUGGAACCCUACGAUGUCCUGUUUACCGGCGAGGAUAAUGUCAUUCAAACUCCGCAUGAUAUUGCAAUGAAGAUGUUCGACAUGAUCAACCACCACACGGCGACUCGAGCGUGGGGCCUGGCUCUCAACAUGUCUGGUUCAUACAUGGCGUCAGAGCCCAGGAACUACCUUGAAUAUCUCACGACGCCACCAUAUCUCAAAAUAUUGAAACCAAAGGUGUUUCUACAUCCCUCUGCAUACCUGGUCUUUGAUGUCAGUUCUUCUUUCAGGCUACAAGUGUACCAAUGGAAGUAUUUCAGAAACUUUUUGAGAGAUCGUUUCAUCACCCUGCCCCAGGGUACGAUACCGUGGUGGGAGAAGCAGACAGUGAAUGGUAUUUUGAAGGCGGGUUCGAGGAUAGUGCAGCGCCUGAAUCUACUGGUUAUCGGAAGACCAGGCAUGGGGAAGUCGGAACUGAUUGGAAGGGUCUUUGGUAAUAUUCAAAAGACAAAACAUGAUAUCAACACACCCAUCAGAAUCCCUGAUAAUGACCGAGUGCGGAUUUACCUCUCCAAUGGGUUUGGUGAAGGCGGCAGUGAUGACCAUGCUCGCAUCGAGGCAUUUCUUGAACAGCAUCGCAAUACCGCCGAUGUUCGGGAGCAGAUCCACGCCAUGUGGUACUUCCUCGACUGCUCUCAAAAGAAAGUUCCCCCUUCAGAAAAGGAGUUUUUUGAAAUGAAUUUUGGUCAAAUUCCUAUUUUGGUGGUUCUGAGGAACGAGGACAAAUUACUGAAUCAGAUCAAGGAAAUCCUUGAUCGGGAUUUCAGUACCGAAAUCGAUAUCCUAUCUGAGCUUAAUGCAGCGAUCGAGAAUGUGAAAAUCCAAUGCAAAAGUCUACCGGUGCGCACUUAUGUUAAUGCUCAGAGUCCUCUGGACACGCCAAAGAACCUCCUCAUAGAGACUUCAAUGAACCUGGAGAGCGAAGCUGUCCAUGUAGCGUUGAUCAAGGCACAGCGUAUCGAGCUUAAACCCAAGAUUGCGUUGGCGACCCAGGAAAGCGUGCGAGCAUACACAAUUUGGCACAGCUUCAAGUUUGGUGGGAAGAGGUUCGACUUCAAUCGGAAUGAGAAACCCGAGGGAAUGAAGCUGUCAAUGAUGCUUAUGGAGCCUAUCCUUGUAAGCUUUAAUAUUCGGUUCACCGGAGACGCCACACUAAUCCAGUCUCUCGUCGGGACACCCUGGGAUGCCAUCGACCAGUACAUGAAUGGACUAUGGGAUGAUUCCCUUCCAGCGGACCUGAUCCUGACAUGCAUGCUCGAUACCAUACUCAUCAUGGCAUACGUCCUGUUACAUCAACGAAUUAAUGGGAAGCUCAAGAGUCGCAAAGACAACGCACAGCCCUUAUCCGCAUCAGAUAUUGAAAAGGCUUGUGAGUGGUACACAACACAAAAGGAGAACAGGCAGGCAGAGACUCAUACAAAGAUCAAAGAGUUACUGGCCGAGAAUGGAUCUCCAAAAGACUCUUCCAUUGCCAACUUGCAGAUGAAGAUCAUCGAAACUGUGGAGCUACAGUCAGAUACCGCCGGCGAGGACCUGUUAUAUUCAGCGGUCAUGAAAGGUACGACAGCGGUCAUGAAAGGUACGACGGCGGUCGUGCAAGGUACGGCAGCGGCCAUCGGAGGUGCCACAGCCGCCAUUGCAGAUGCGACAAUGGCCAUCGGUGGUGCGACAUUCGCCAUUGGGGGGGCGACAGGGGCUAUGAUGGGAGAUGCGACAGGGGCGAUUAUGGGAGGUGCGACGGGGAUCUUUGGAGGUGCGGUCAAGAAUAUGAAGGGUAUAAGGAAGGGUCUUUUUAGAUGA
This is a messenger RNA of Morchella sextelata, 2349 nucleotides long. RefSeq lists its product as uncharacterized. The transcript is spliced from 6 exons. NCBI's taxonomy places the organism in Eukaryota, Fungi, Ascomycota, Pezizomycetes, Pezizales, Morchellaceae. The coding region runs from base 1 to 2349 and encodes 782 amino acids. The record is from RefSeq and is a predicted model, not a curated record.